Molecule: messenger RNA, 783 nt
Organism: Enterobius vermicularis (human pinworm)
Lineage: Eukaryota; Metazoa; Nematoda; Chromadorea; Rhabditida; Oxyuridae
Source: the annotation of a GenBank genome assembly
AUGGUUAAUGAACCUGUAUUAAGAUUUCGUAUUAUUACUUUCUAUGGGGCGCAAAAAGAAGAGACCAGCGAAGCCUUGGUGUAUUGCAAUCGGGAGUUUGAAGAUGAGAAAAUUUUAAUUCAGCAUCAGAAAGCGAAACAUUUCAAGUGCCAUAUGUGCCAUAAAAAGCUUUUUACUGGGCCAGGGCUUGCAAUACAUUGCAUGCAGGUUCAUAAAGAAACAAUCGAUAAGAUUCCUGCUGCUUUACCGGGCAGGGAUUCUGUUGAGGUUGAAGUUUAUGGCAUGGAAGGUAUUCCAGAAGACGCCUCAGGUUUGUUACAUGUUCCGCGCCCUUCGUUUGACUCAUUUUCAACAGAGUUAUGUCUCUCGUUAUACGUUUUAGAUGACUCAAGUACGAAAAGUUCUAAAAAAGACGCAACCAACUCCAGUACUGUUAUGGCUCCACCUAUCCCGCCAUUUCCCAUGAUUUCUCCAGUGCCACCAAUGAUGCCUGGAUUUCCUCCGGUACCUCCUGGAGCUGUACCUCCUUUUAUACCUCCGUUUGUACCUGCACCUAUACCUGGAGCUCCGAUGCCUCCUCGUGUGUUCCCCCCGGUGCCGAUGGUCCCUCCAAUGGCUGCGCCUCCUAUACCAAGUGACUCGGCUAAUGUUGCAGCAACGGAACAGGAACAUUCAAAAGAGACAGUACAAAUUCAAAAAUUAGGUUCAAAAACACACAUUAUGCAUCCUGACGAAAACGUUUCACUGGAAGAGCGAUUGGCGAGAAUGAAAGGCUUUUUAUGA